AUGAACGCGCCCCGCAAGCUCUCCGGAGUCACAACAUCAACCUCUACUUCAAACUCCUCACAACUCCCACCGGCAUCGGAGUCGGAACGCGCAGGCUCGUACAUACCGCAGCAUGCCAUGAGCCCUCUUGCCUUCUCCCAAGCAGGUCCGGCCUUUCGUCCCUCCAAUGGUUCGCAGCAGACAUACCAGUCCCUUUCAAUGACCACCAUGAAUGCCUUUGCCAACGACACCCCCCAACCCUCCGGGAGCGCAUUUACUACAACCCCCUCCUCCGUAAUCAUCCGUCGACUGCCUCUUAAUACAACCGAGGAGACCCUGAGGUUGAUGGUCGUGUGGUCCAAGGAGUUUGUUGAUGCCGAGGUAUUAUCGCCAGACAAAUCCGAAGAUGUUGGAUUCCGCGCCGCCAUUUUACGCUUCAAGUCGCAUGCAGGUGCCCUCGAGGCGAGGAACAUGCUGGACGGGAAGCCAAACGUUGCAAAUGAUGCGCAGAUGAUGGUCGAGAUUUACUACGGAAACCCGAGUACUUCACGACGAUACACAGCGGACAAUACCUCUAACCCUGGUCCAUCGAGCUCUACGUCGUCCACUGCCUCAUCUGGUGGUCCCACACCUCGUCAAUCAUCGAGAUAUAAUGGUACUUUCCAGUCACAUCAAAAAAUAUCUCCAACGAACAACGGAUCCUACGUCAGUAACGAGUUGCCGAAUCCAGAAGUCAGUGCUCAUUAUCAGAGUCUCUUCUCUCCCCAGUCUCCAAUUGGCAAUCACCUGAACGAACGGACCAGAGUCACGGGAAAGUCACUGAUCAACAAUGAUUCGGCUGAUGAUGACGAGACUGGUGAACUCCUCAAAGACCCGGUCGCCUAUGCCGAGAAUGGAUCCUCAAUAGGACGCCGGCCGACAAAUCCUCAAAUCCCGCUCUCUCGGAUGGCCGGGUUGUCUCUGAAUACGAAUAGCGCUGCGGGCACAGCACCACUUUCGGCCUUUCAGCAGCCCCUGUCAUCGAUUACGAACACCAAUCCCAUGUCUCCAACAGCUUUGACGAAUGGAGGCCCUCCUGCCAACUAUCAGCUCGGUAGCCAACAUUAUCAGCGUCACAAUUUCCCACCGGUUAAUCCCGCUGACCAGAAUCCUCCCUGCAACACGCUGUAUGUAGGAAAUCUUCCGAUCGACACAUCCGAGGAUGAGCUCAAGGCUAUGUUUUCAAAGCAACGUGGUUACAAGCGCUUGUGCUUUAGAACCAAACAGAACGGACCUAUGUGUUUUGUCGAAUUUGAAGACGUCUCCUUCGCUACAAAGGCCCUUCAUGAGCUUUACGGCCAUCCUCUCCACAACAGCAUUAAGGGUGGAAUUCGACUUAGCUUUUCAAAGAAUCCUCUCGGUGUUCGAUCAGGGCAAGGCAUGUCAUCGCCGGUUCCUUCAAGUGCUCAAAGCGUCAUGCAGGGAAUUAACGGGGCUAUGCUUGGUGGGCAGGGCUCAUCUUUUAGUACUGCGAAUGGUCCACCUCCGGGUCUUUCUGCUCCUCCUGGUCUUGGAUCGGGGAACAUGCGAUAUGGGGGUGCUGUGAAUCCGAUGGCUGCUGCGAAUGGUCAAUACGCAGCUGCUUCCUUUGCUGGAAGUGCUAAUGGGUGGAAUGGACCGGUUUUUGCAAAUGCCAUGACUGCUGGUGGUCCACCGGCGAUGAUGAAUGGCGCGCACAGUGGAUUUCCUCCUGCAUAUAUGAUGGGGAGGUAG
Messenger RNA from Lachnellula hyalina, 1731 nucleotides. RefSeq names its product Cell wall integrity protein (gene scw1). Gene Ontology annotation, molecular function: mRNA binding. The record is from RefSeq and is a predicted model, not a curated record. Bases 1 to 1731 code for a protein of 576 amino acids. The transcript has a single exon. Lineage: Eukaryota; Fungi; Ascomycota; Leotiomycetes; Helotiales; Lachnaceae.